AUGGUUUCUGCUACCCCAUUAGAGAUGGCGUAUAACCCAAUACCGUUUGAUCAUACUUAUAUUUUAUACGACCCGAAUGAUUUAAUAUCAAUGGCUUCAGUUCAAAUGACGCUUUUACCGAUAUAUAUUAUGGUGUUCUAUACCGCCUGGUUCUUGAUUACUCGAGAAAUUGAGCCAGUGGUAAUAGUUGGUGGGCAUUUAAUUGGUGAAGUCGCUAACAAAGUCAUUAAAAAGGUUAUUAAACAACCAAGGCCAGAUUUUCAUAAAGAUUUCGGUAGUGGGUCGUAUAGUUUGUCUUUUGGUAUGCCGUCUGCACAUUCUCAGUUCAUGGGAUUAUUUGGAGCAUAUUUUGUAUGUAUCUUCUUGUUCAGGAUGUAUCAUCUAACGCGCUUACAGAGGCAAUUCGGCUGUUUAGUGUUGGUGGUAUCUUCUACAGCAGUUGCAUUUUCAAGAGUUUAUUUAUUGUAUCAUACCAUUCCGCAAGUGAUUGUUGGUAUUUUGUUCGGCACUUUCCUAGGCAUUUUCUAUUUCAUUUUAACUUCGAUUGCUAGAGAGGUUGGUAUCGUGGAUUGGGUGUUAAAUUGGCCUAUUGUAAAGUAUUUUUAUGUCAAAGAUUCAUAUUUUCAUUGCUAUCAAACAUUUGAAGAUGAAUACGGUUCAUAUCUAAGACGUAAAAAUGCCCGUUAA
This is a messenger RNA of Debaryomyces fabryi, 687 nucleotides long. RefSeq names its product Cwh8p (gene CWH8). Gene Ontology annotation, molecular function: sphingosine-1-phosphate phosphatase activity. The transcript has a single exon. NCBI's taxonomy places the organism in Eukaryota, Fungi, Ascomycota, Pichiomycetes, Serinales, Debaryomycetaceae. The coding region runs from base 1 to 687 and encodes 228 amino acids. The record is from RefSeq and is a predicted model, not a curated record.